UGAUGGAGAGAGGGGUCUUGGCGCAGAUCUGUGUGGGAAGGCUCCAAGCAGGAAGGCACUGGUGUGUGAGAGUUGGGCUGCACUGCCUGAGUGACUGUGGAUCCUUUGUGUGAUACAUGAUCAAGGAAACGCUCCAUCCCUUCCCUCCUUGGCACUUUCCCCACAUGACGGGACAACCAGCUUCUGGUUAAAGACAAGUGUCCAGAGCCUAAGGUCUCUCGCCCACCAUGAAGGGACCGUGCAUCAUUGCAUGGCUCUUCUCAAGCCUGGGAUGGUGGAGACUCGCCCAGCCGGAGACAGAUGCAUCUCAGUGCCAGAGAGCAGAGCACCCGGUCAUCUCCUAUAAAGAAAUUGGCCCCUGGUUGCAGGAGUUCAGAGCGAAGAAUGCUGUGGAUUUCUCGCAGUUAACAUUUGACCCAGGACAGAAAGAACUUCUUGUAGGAGCAAGAAACUACCUCUUCAGGUUACAGCUUGAGGAUUUGUCUCUGAUCCAGGCUGUGGAGUGGGAGUGUGAUGAAACAACCAAGAAGGCCUGUUACAGCAAAGGCAAGUCCCAGGAGGAAUGUCAGAACUACAUCCGGGUACUGUUGGUGGGUGGCGACAGGUUAUUUACCUGUGGAACCAAUGCUUUCACGCCGGUCUGCACCAACCGCACGCUGAGUAACCUGACGGAGAUCCACGAUCAGAUCAGCGGCACGGCGCGCUGUCCUUACAGCCCUCGGCACAAUUCCACGGCUCUCCUCACGGCGGGCGGGGAGGUCUAUGCAGCCACGGCCAUGGAUUUCCCCGGACGCGACCCCGCCAUUUACCGAAGUCUGGGUGUCUUGCCUCCGCUCCGCACCGCGCAGUACAAUUCCAAAUGGCUCAACGAACCAAACUUCGUGUCAUCUUAUGACAUUGGGAAUUUCACCUACUUCUUUUUCCGCGAGAACGCCGUAGAGCAUGACUGUGGGAAGACCGUGUUCUCCCGAGCCGCCCGGCUGUGUAAGAACGACAUCGGCGGCCGCUUCCUGCUGGAGGACACGUGGACCACGUUCAUGAAGGCCCGUCUCAACUGCUCCCGCCCUGGCGAGCUCCCUUUCUACUACAAUGAGCUGCAGGGCACCUUCUUCCUGCCCGAGCUGGAUCUGAUCUACGGCAUCUUUACCACCAACGUGAACAGCAUCGCUGCCUCCGCCGUGUGCGUCUUCAACCUCAGCGCCAUCUCGCAGGCCUUUAACGGGCCCUUCAAGUACCAGGAGAGCUCUCGAUCCGCCUGGCUACCGUAUCCCAACCCUAACCCCAACUUCCAGUGCGGCACCAUGGACCAGGGCCUGUACGUGAACCUGACGGAAAGGAACCUUCAGGACGCUCAGAAGUUCAUCCUGAUGCAUGAGGUGGUGCAACCAGUGACUGCAGUGCCCUCCUUCAUGGAGGACAACAGCCGCUUUUCCCACGUGGCCGUCGACCUGGUGCAGGGCAGGGACGCGCUCAUCCACAUCAUGUAUUUGGCCACAGAUUACGGCACCAUUAAAAAAGUGCGGGCGCCCCUGACUGAGACCUCGGGCAGCUGUUUGCUGGAAGAGAUGGAGCUCUUCCCCGAGAGGCGGCCGGAGCCCAUCAGAAGCCUGCAGAUCCUCCACAGCCAGAGCGUCCUGUUCGUGGGUCUGCGGGAGCACGUGGCCAAGAUCCCACUGAAGAGGUGCCAGUUCCACCACACGCGCAGCGCCUGCAUUGAGGCCCAGGACCCUUACUGUGGCUGGGAUUCGGUGAUGAAGAAAUGCACGAGCCUGGAGGAGAGCCUAAGCAUGAUGCAGUGGGAGCAGAGCAUCUCCACCUGUCCUAUGAGGAAUCUCACCGUGGAUGGGCGCUUCGGCGCGUGGUCAGCGUGGACGCCCUGCACGCACACCGACGGCAGCACCGUGGGGUCCUGCCUCUGCCGGAGCCGCGCCUGCGACAGCCCGGCCCCCCAGUGCGGCGGGUGGCAGUGCGAGGGCCCCCGCGUGGAGAUCGCUAACUGUUCCAGGAGUGGAGGCUGGACGCCCUGGACCUCGUGGUCUCCCUGCAGCGCCACGUGCGGGAUCGGCUUCCAGGUGCGCCAGAGGUCCUGCAGCAACCCUACUCCGCGCCACGGGGGCCGGGUGUGUGUAGGACAGAACCGCGAGGAAAGAUACUGCAAUGAGCAUCUGCUGUGCCCCCCCCACAUGUUCUGGACAGGCUGGGGUCCCUGGGAACGGUGCACAGCGCAGUGUGGAGGCGGCAUUCAAGCUCGCCGCAGAACCUGCGAGAAUGGUCCUGACUGUGCGGGCUGUAAUGUGGAGUACCAGCCUUGUAAUACCAACCCAUGCCCUGAGCUGAAGAAGACCACACCCUGGACACCCUGGACGCCUGUCAACAUCUCUGACAAUGGGGGCCACUACGAGCAGCGAUUUCGGUACACGUGCAAGGCCCGCCUGCCUGAUCCAAACUUGCUGGAAGUGGGAAAGCAGAGAAUUGAGAUGCGGUACUGUUCUAGUGAUGGAACCAGCAGCUGCUCCACUGACGGCCUUUCUGGUGAUUUCCUGCGUGCUGGGAGAUACUCUGCCCACACCAUCAACGGGGCCUGGUCAGCCUGGACCUCGUGGUCACAGUGCAGCCGAGACUGCAGCAGGGGCAUUCGCAACCGGAAGCGUGUUUGCAACAACCCGGAGCCCAAGUUUGGGGGCAUGCCUUGCCUGGGCCCCUCCCUGGAAUACCAGGAAUGCAACAUCUUGCCCUGCCCAGUGGAUGGCGUGUGGUCUUGCUGGUCCUCCUGGUCAAAGUGCUCAGCGACGUGUGGAGGUGGACAUUACAUGAGGACCCGCUCGUGCACAAACCCAGCCCCCGCCUAUGGAGGCGACAUCUGCCUGGGCCUGCACACGGAAGAGGCUCUCUGCAACACGCAGCCCUGUCCCGAGAGCUGGUCGGAGUGGUCAGACUGGUCCGAAUGUGAUGUGUCUGGAGUCCAGGUCCGCAUCCGCCAGUGCAUUCUUCUGUUCCCCGUGGGCAGCCAGUGUUCCGGAAACACCACGGAGAGCCGGCCCUGUGUUUUUGACUCCAAUUUCCUCCCAGAAGUAUCUGUGGCAAGAUCUAGCAGCGUAGAAGAGAAAAGGUGUGGAGAGUUCAACUUGUUCCACAUGAUCGCCGUGGGGCUCAGCAGCUCCAUCCUGGGCUGCCUUCUUACGCUGCUUGUCUACACCUACUGCCAGCGGUACCAGCAACAGUCCCACGAUGCCACCGUCAUCCACCCCGUUGCACCCGCCCCUCUCAACACCAGCAUAACUAACCACAUCAACAAACUGGACAAGUAUGACUCGGUGGAGGCCAUCAAGGCAUUUAACAAGAACAACUUGAUCUUAGAGGAAAGAAACAAAUACUUCAACCCGCAUCUCACUGGGAAGACCUAUUCUAAUGCCUACUUCACAGAUCUCAAUAACUAUGAUGAGUACUAAGAGUUCUUCUAUUUUUGGCUUCCCAUAACUGCCCCAGUUCCUCAAGGCCUGUGCUCCAUGACUGCCCAUGUCUCCAAGACUUCAGAGAUGGAGUUUGGAUACAUCUCAAGUGCAUUUCAAGCCACGAGUGUCCCAUUGCUGCCAAAAAGACACGUUCUUAAAAGCAACAAAAAUCUAAUCGUGACAUUGUGAAAAUCUGGUCUACAAUUCUUGAUCAUUGUUUAAUGAGCCAUGGUGUGCAGGGUUUUUUUUAUUGUGUUCAGUCCAUUUCUCUAACAAGUCAGUUGUUUCCUUGAGCUUUUUCAUAACUGUACCACCCACAGUGGAAGGGGUCUUUAGAAAUAUGAACAUCUUCUUGACCUUGAGCGUAAAUCCUCAUGAUGUUUUAAUUCAAGAAAAUAGGCACUUUAUAUGAGAGCCUCCCCACCUCACACGGUUUAUGGUAUUGAUAAAAUGAAGAAUCUGAAUGUGGCCAUACAAUGACUCAGCAUGGAUCUCCAUCUCAAUCUGGAUGACACCGUGUGUGUUUGGACUUGGAAUGCUUCUUGCCUGAGGACACCCAGGGAUUCAGCCUGGCUUAUAACUGCAAAGGUGAUGGUAUGAGGUGUCAGAUGCUCUACCCUUGGUCUUGCUGCCAUUACUGUAUUGUCCCUGGGGGAGGUGAGUGUAAAGAGCAGAGGUAGAGACACGAUGAAGGGGGAACGUGUUCUACAUGCUGUUGUGAAGCUCGCCUUAUUCUGACUUGUGGAUUUCGUGGCAUUUCAGGGAGCUCCUUGUCGCGCGUCGGCCUGGUAGCCCACCUGUCUGGUCCACAGUAACAACCUAAAGAACCACUCUGUAAAAUAACCACUUGUUUAGCAUUUAGAUAACAGACUCUACACCUCCCCUCUCUCUGCAAAGAAAAAUCUUGAACAUUCAUGGUACUAAUGAAGAAAGUAUUGAAAGGACUGAAAUAUAAUCGAAAACAAGUUUUUUUAUUUUCCAUGUUACAGAAAGUAUUGAAAAACCUGACAUUUAAUGAAAAGCAACUUUUUUAUUUUCCAUCUCCCUGAUAGAGCUAAUGUAUGGCCACUAGCCCCUACCAAGAGCAUUAAUGAUGUGUAAAGCUGGCUUUCUGCAGCUUGUUGCUGUACAUAUUGAAGUGGUCCCCAAGUACCAAGCUGUCAUUUGCUGCCUCUAGUUCAGGUGAGGAGGAGAUGUUUAGCUCUGGUGCCUCUUGUUUUUUAUCUCAGUGCUGCUGUGCCAUCCAUCCACUCCCACUUCUCCCUGCAUGGGGGCAACAGCAUUUCAAGAAGUACCUUGAGAAGUCAGGGUGUUUGCAAGUAAGGGUUUUAAUGAUCCCAUGGUUCUGAGCUUCGAUCAUUCAUAAGCAUUUCAGGGCGUUAUGAUACUAUUCAGAGGGGUGCCCAGGAGAAAAAAAAAAAAAACAGGAUAGAUUAUUCGCAAAAAAAACUGACGUUUAACAUAUGGCAGUUGGUUGAAUAAUUAUUAAAAGUAAGAACAAGAUUGAAAUUAUUCAUUUUAAUGCCUCUGGGUGUCGUGAUAAAGGCCUGGGUGGACAUAAAAACAUGUUCUUAUUGAUAAAUGAACCUUCAGAUCUGGGAAAACGUACAGUGUGGGCAUUGAGGGGCACAGACUUUUAGCCUGCAUAAGUUGGUUAGGUUUUCACCCUAUCCAAUUUAAAGAUUUGAAAAAUCCUAUGUUUAGUGGUGAAUGUUGGUGAGUUCAAAAUAUUCUUAUAUGCCCAAAUUUUCAGAAACAGCUCUACUAAAAUUAAAGUCUAAAUUGCAGUUGGGC
Messenger RNA from Kogia breviceps (pygmy sperm whale), 5246 nucleotides. Lineage: Eukaryota; Metazoa; Chordata; Mammalia; Artiodactyla; Physeteridae. The record is from RefSeq and is a predicted model, not a curated record.